AUGAAGUUCCUCACCGUUAUCGCUGCCCUCGCCCUGGGCGCCACCAACGUCCAGAGCCACUACAUCUUCCAACAAUUCGGCCUCGGGUCCAAGAAGUUUGCCGUGUACGAGCACAUCCGCAAGAACUCCAACUACAACUCACCUGUCACGAGCCUGUCGUCCAACGACCUGCGCUGCAACGUGGGCGGCAACUCGGGCGCCAGCACCUCGGUCCUCGAUGUCAAGGCCGGAGAUUCCUUUACCUUUAUCAGCGAUACUGCCGUGUACCACCAGGGCCCGAUCUCUCUCUACAUGUCCAAAGCCCCCGGGUCGGUAACCGAAUAUGACGGGUCUGGCGACUGGUUCAAAAUCUACGACUGGGGCCCGACCUUCAACGGCGGCCAGUCGUCGUGGCCGAUGAGGAGUGUGUAA
This is a messenger RNA of Chaetomium globosum CBS 148.51, 411 nucleotides long. RefSeq lists its product as uncharacterized. Lineage: Eukaryota; Fungi; Ascomycota; Sordariomycetes; Sordariales; Chaetomiaceae. The coding region runs from base 1 to 411 and encodes 136 amino acids. The record is from RefSeq and is a predicted model, not a curated record. The transcript has 2 exons.